GCCGCUGGGGCAGGAAGAUGGUGGCAAGCGCGCGGGUGCAGAAGCUGGUGCGGCGCUACAAGCUGGCGAUCGCCACGGUGCUGGCCAUCCUGCUGCUGCAGGGCCUGGUGGUGUGGAGCUUCAGCGGCCUGGAGGAGGAGGAGCCCGGGGAGAAGGGACGACAGAGGAAGCCACGGCCACCAGACCCAGGCGAGGGCUCUAAAGACAGAGAUAGCUCUGCAGGGCGACGGGGAAAUGCAGGCCGGAGGCACGGGCGCUGGAAAGGCCGAGUGGAUAGCCCUGGGGUGUUGGUGGCCAAAGUGGUGAGAGCCGUCACGGGCAAGCACAGAUUUAGCCGCCGGAUCCCCCCUGCCCCACCCCGAGAACCCCUCAGCCGCCAGAAUCUGAGUACUGGAGGUGGAGGAGAGGGGCUACCUGGGGCAGGUGUUGUUGGCGCCUUCCAGCAGGGUGACACAGGCAGCGUGGAGGGUGCUCCCCAGCCCACAGAGAACGGCUUCACCCCCAAGUGUGAGAUCACAGGCAAGGAUGCCCUGUCUGCCUUGGCCCGGGCCAGCACCAAGCAGUGUCAGCAGGAGAUCGCCAAUGUGGUGUGUCUGCACCAAGCAGGGAGUCUCAUGCCCAAGGUGGUACCCCGACACUGCCAGCUGUCUGGAAAGGUGAGCCCCAUGAUUCAGUGGGACGAGAGCAGAGUGCAGUUACCACCGGGCAGGCCCACAGUGCGAAUUGCCUACAUGCUGGUGGUUCAUGGUCGCGCCAUCCGGCAGCUCAAGCGACUCCUCAAGGCUGUUUACCACGAGCGACACUUUUUCUACAUCCAUGUAGACAAGCGCUCUAACUACUUAUACCGAGAGGUGGUUGCUCUAGCCCAGCACUAUGCCAACGUGCGGGUGACCCCUUGGCGCAUGGGCACCAUCUGGGGUGGUGCGAGUCUCUUGAAGAUGUAUCUACGCAGCAUGCAGGACUUGCUAGAGGCACCUGGCUGGACCUGGGACUUCUUCAUCAACCUUAGUGCCACCGACUACCCCACCAGGACCAAUGACGAGCUGGUGACAUUCCUCUCCAAAUACCAUGAUAAGAACUUCCUCAAGUCUCAUGGCCGGGACAACUCAAGGUUCAUCAAGAAACAGGGCCUGGACCGGCUCUUUCAUGAGUGUGACUCCCACAUGUGGCGCCUGGGAGAACGGCAGAUCCCAGAGGGCAUUGUCGUGGAUGGCGGCUCAGAUUGGUUUGCCCUGACCCGCAGCUUCGUGGAGUACGUGGUCUAUACAGACGAUCCCCUUGUGGCUCAGCUGCGCCAGUUCUAUACCUACACACUUCUACCAGCUGAGUCCUUCUUCCACACUGUGCUGGAGAACAGCCCCACCUGCAACACCCUCGUGGACAACAACUUGCGUGUCACAAACUGGAACCGUAAGCUGGGCUGCAAAUGUCAGUACAAGCACAUCGUGGACUGGUGUGGCUGCUCCCCCAAUGACUUCAAGCCCCAGGACUUCCUUCGGCUACAGCAACUCUCCAGACCUACCUUCUUUGCCCGAAAAUUUGAGUCAACUGUGAACCAGGAAGUGCUGGAAAUCUUGGACUCUCACCUUUAUGGUAGUUACCCCCCCAACACGCCAGCCCUCAAAGCAUACUGGGAAAAUGCCCACGACUUUGCCGACGGCCUGGGUGGGCUCAGCGACAUCCUCCUCACUGCCUACACAGCUUUUUCGAGGCUUGGCCUACGCCAUGCUGCCGCCAUGGCAUCCCCUUCAACUAACCAGCUCUGCAGGUUUGAGCCUAAGGGCUUCCCAUCCAGUGUCCACCUGUAUUUCUAUGAUGACCGUUUCCAGGGCUACUUGUUGACCCAGAAGGUGCAGCCUGUGGCCUCUGGGCCCGAAGAGGCGCUGGAGAUGUGGCUGAUGCCUCGGGGGGCCCUGAAGCUGACAGAACACAAUGGUCAGGCCAACCGGCUGCAGAACCUGGAGGUGGGCACAGAGUGGGACCCCAAAGAACGUCUCUUCCGGAAUUUUGGGGGACUGUUGGGGCCUCUGGAUGAGCCAGUGGCCAUGCAGCGCUGGGCCCGUGGCCCCAACCUCACAGCCACUGUGGUUUGGAUCGACCCCACCUUUGUGGUGGCCACCUCGUAUGAUAUCACUGUGGACUCUGAAGCUGAGGUCACUCAAUAUAAGCCUCCCCUGAGCCGGCCCCUGCGACCCGGUGCCUGGACCGUCCGCCUGCUGCAGUUCUGGGAACCGCUGGGUGAAACCCGCUUCCUGGUGUUGCCCCUGACCUUCAACCGCAAACUACCUCUCAGGAAAGAUGAUGGAAGCUGGCUACAUGCUGGGCCUCCCCACAAUGAGUACAUGGAGCAGAGUUUCCAGGGCCUGAGUGGAAUCUUGAACCUUCCCCGGCCAGAGCAGGCAGAAGAGGCUUCUCGGAGGCACUCAGAAUUGACCGGCCCCGCCCUGGAGGACUGGACAGAUAGCACCUUGGGCAGCUUCUGGUCAGUGGCAGGGCUGUGUGCCACAGGUCCCUCCAUCUGUCCCAACCUGGAGCCCUGCAGCCGGACCAGCUGGAGUUCCCUGUCUCCUGACCCUAAGUCAGAGCUCGGUCCUGUCAAAGCUGAUGGCCGGCUGAGGUAGCGGGACCGCAGUGGGAGCCCGGGGAAAACCCCGGGGCGUUGCACCUUAGGAACUCCAUAGAGGAAGAGGCAAUCGAGGGACCAUCCUCACCCAUGGGCGAGAAGUUGGGGUCUAGGCCCACAGUCCCAUCCCCCCUCCAUUCCUCGGCUGGAUUAAGCCCCAGGAUCAAGCAGCAGAUGGACACCGAUGGGCUACUCAUUGGGCAGUUCCAAGCUGGGGAUUGGAGAAGAGUGGAGAAAACCAAGUUCCUUCAGCUACCGAGCCAAUGCUGUUCCUGUGCCCUCUUCAGUUUCUCUAGGUUCUACUUUCCUGUUUUUAAGAUGCCCUGUGGAGAGGGCCUAAGGACAAGAAGAACAGAGAAGAAAGAUGUGCAAUAAAGUCUCAAGCAGCCCCAGGGAGAUAUGGUGCCCCUAAGACCUGCAAAACAAGGGACCAAGUGGGUACUUCAAGGGGCUGCCUGAGACGGCCCGGGUCCCCUGACUGUCUGCCUCAGAAGCCUGGGCCAGUAGAGCUAAGGGCAGAGGAUGCUGCUGGUCUUGGCAAAAAAAAAAACUAUCUAAAGAGCUAGUAGGUAACUGGGUAGAGUCAUCUGUGGAACCAGCCAUUGGCCAGGCCAGGAGGUCAGAAAGGAGAUACAGGAGAGGGAGAAGUCCAGGGCUCCUGGGUCUCACAGUCUGCUCUGUCCCCUUUACAUUAAAUGGGUGCUGCCUCUGAGGCACCUGAGGGGCUGACAGAUGAGACUGCAAAGCAGGGAGCGUGAGGGGUCCUGGCCACAGAGCGGUCUCUGUGAUGGAAGGAUUGAACUAGAGAAAGAAGAGCAAGAACUGCCCUCUCAGGUUGUUCCUGAGAAGGAACCAGAGCAGUGGUGGGUCUGGAGCGCUGUGUAAAAUCUGAAAUAUGCAACAGCAGAAAUAUAUCUCUUACAUCUCUAAUAUA
Molecule: messenger RNA, 3557 nt
Organism: Trichosurus vulpecula (common brushtail)
Lineage: Eukaryota; Metazoa; Chordata; Mammalia; Diprotodontia; Phalangeridae
Gene: XYLT2
Product: xylosyltransferase 2
Exons: 11
Coding region: 18-2621 (867 amino acids)
Biological process (GO): heparan sulfate proteoglycan biosynthetic process; chondroitin sulfate proteoglycan biosynthetic process
Cellular component (GO): membrane
Molecular function (GO): protein xylosyltransferase activity
Source: RefSeq, a predicted model, not a curated record